This is a messenger RNA of Uloborus diversus, 2395 nucleotides long. RefSeq names its product exostosin-1-like (gene ttv). Gene Ontology annotation, cellular component: membrane. NCBI's taxonomy places the organism in Eukaryota, Metazoa, Arthropoda, Arachnida, Araneae, Uloboridae. The record is from RefSeq and is a predicted model, not a curated record. The transcript is spliced from 8 exons. Bases 96 to 2279 code for a protein of 727 amino acids. Gene Ontology annotation, molecular function: glycosyltransferase activity.
AGCAGAAGAUGGGCGCGCCGCCGCCGCCCCUGAGCGACGACAACAGCCAUCAGUCGUCCGGCAUGGACGACUGAGCCGGACGCCGCUAACCCGACAUGCAAGCGAAGAAGCGAUACGUCCUGGUGCUCAUGUGCUGCGCUUUCCUGGCCCUGGGGUACUUCGGAUCCUCGCGCCUACGGCAACAUGGCGCUGCCGGACGCCUAAGGACCCGGACACGGUCUUAUCUGGAGGACGCCGGGCGAGGGUUCCCGGACGAAGACCUAGUGGUAUCGCCGAAGCAGCGGCGGGCCGGCCUCCGGGCCACCCUCAAGUCCGGCAACUGCACCCUACACACGUGUUUUGACGCGUCCCGCUGCGCCCGGGACUUCCGGGUGUUCGUGUACCCGGACGACCCCCCCGUCAGCGCCACGUACCGCAAGAUACUCUCCGUGAUCCGGGACUCGCGCUACGCAACGCCCGAUCCUGCCCGGGCGUGUCUGUUCGUGCUGGGCACCGACACGCUGGACCGCGACCCACUCAGCCCGGACUACGUGCCGGACAUGCAAGCGCGCAUCGACCGGGUGCCCCACUGGAACAACGGCCGGAACCAUGUGAUAUUCAACCUCUAUUCCGGCAGUUGGCCGGACUACGCCGAGCACAACCUGGGCUUUGACCUGGGCGAAGCCAUCCUGGCCAAGGCCAGCAUGUCGACCGGACACUUCCGGCCCGGAUUCGACGUGUCGCUGCCCCUCUUCUCCAAGACGCAUCCGGAGAGGGGCAGCGAGCGGGGCCACGUGGAUCUGAGCCCCGGCACUAAGAAAUACCUCCUUGUGUUCAAGGGCAAGCGGUACCUGUAUGGUAUCGGGUCCGAAACACGCAACUCCCUGUACCACUUGCACAACGGAAAGGAUAUUAUUCUCCUGACCACUUGUAAACACGGCAAGAAAUGGAAGGAGAUGAAAGAUCCCAGGUGCGAGCUCGAGAACAAGGAGUAUGACAGGUUCGACUACCAGGUGCUGCUGUCUAACGCCACCUUUUGCCUGGUCCCUAGGGGUCGGCGCCUGGGCUCCUUUCGGUUCCUGGAGGCUCUCCAGGCUGGUUGCGUCCCCGUCCUCCUCAGUAACGGCUGGGAGCUGCCCUUCGGAGAGGCCAUCCAAUGGAGCAAGGCCAUCGUCUUCGCAGACGAGAGGCUCCUGCUACAGGUGCCAGACAUCGUUCGUUCCAUCAGCCCCACCCGGGUCCAUGCCUUCAGACAACAGACCCAAGUUCUCUGGGACAAUUACUUUUCUUCCGUGGAGAAAAUCGUCAGCACCACGUUAGAGAUAAUCCGUGAGCGUUUGUACGUGACAGCUCAACGCAGCUCCUUCGUCUGGAACACUCAUCCGGGUGCUUUGCCCAUCCUGCCCCAAUUCUCCGACGUCUUGCGGGACUUCCCUUUCUACCUGAAUGCCCUGGGCGCGGAGCCCGGACCCAAGUUCACCGCUGUGGUCUACGUCAGCAUGGCUGCCAGCUCGGCGCAUUCAGCUUCGUCGCCAUUGCUGAGGCUAGUCAAAACGGUCGCCAAGUCGGCGUACGCAGCCAGGAUUGUAGUGAUAUGGAACAGCGAGUCUGUGCCUGCGUCUUCAGUCAAGUGGCCUCCGUCUACCAUUCCCAUCAAUGUCAUUCAAGCGCAACACAAGACAAUCAGCUCCCGGUUCUUUCCUCACCCUCUCAUCCAAACCGAUGCGGUUCUCAGCCUGGACGAAGACGUGCUACUCACCACUGAAGAGGUGGACUUCGCUUUCCGCGUGUGGCAGAGCUUUCCGGAGCGCAUCGUGGGCUACCCUGCGCGCUCCCACUUUUGGGACGACAGCCGGGGGUGCUGGGGAUACACCUCCAAGUGGACGAACGACUACUCCAUCGUCCUCACCGGCGCCGCUUUUUACCACAGAUACUACCACUUCUUGUACACUCACUACUUGAGCCACCUGCUGCACAAGAUCGUGGACCAGUCUCAGAACUGUGAGGACAUCUUGCUGAACUUCCUGGUGAGUCACGUGACCCGCCUUCCUCCCAUCAAGGUAACGCAACGCAAGCAGUACAAGGAAACGAUGAUAUCCGGGGGCGGCAAAACUUACCCGAGUCCCUGGAACGACCCCGACCACUUCAUGCAGCGUCAGACCUGCAUCAACUCCUUCGCCAAGAUCUUCGGGUACAUGCCACUCGUUCGAUCCAACACCAGACUCGACCCGGUCCUGUUCAAGGACCCCGUUUCUAACCUCAGAAAAAAAUACAGACGCAUGGAAAUCACCGGCAGCUAGGGGUGAAUAAUUCACCCGGUAGGAACAACCUUUCUUUCUUCAGGAAUAUCCAAUGAUACCGUUUCUUGGCUUGGCAUUGGCUGUUGCCAACAUAUGCAUUUCCACCAUUGAUCUCG